AGUAGGUUAUUUUGUAAUCAUGUGUUUGCAGUUGAGAACAUUGGUCUCUUUUAGCUGAAGAUUAACUACAUAUAUUGAUCUAAUUUGAUUUAAAUCACAUAGUAUUCUCCAAGUCUGUAAUACAUUAUGACAUUACUAGACAGAGACAUGCACUAUGAUUAAAGAUACCCCUUAUUAAGCAGCCAUUUACUUGGGUCACCACUGUACAGGACAUAGAAGCAUACUGAAGAUGAAUGUACAUGAAUUGGCAUGUUGAUUAAAAAAAAAAAAAAACCCACACAAGAGGCCAUGUGACAUCAGAACGAGGUCAAAGCUUGGAAGCAGUUUCCUAAAUCUAGUUUAGCUGCAGAAAAGCAACAGAACAACUAAAGCACAGUGUUUCUCGCUACAGAAGAAGAAGAACCUCCCACUUCUCCUGCUCUCCAUCUGAUGGUGUUCCACAACUGGAAGAAGGAACCCAGUAAUAUACCAGGAGGUGCCUGUCCGAGUUAGUCGAGUAGGAGCUGCUAGUGUAGGGGCCUCACCAUGGACCUGUACAAAGCAGCUUGCUUCCUGGGAGCCCUGAUCUGCACCGUUAGUAGUACCGAAGUGGACGGCUACACCAAAACUGAAGGGGCAUGGAUCCUCACGCUGCAGAGACAACGGUAUACGAUAAACACUGCGGCCGAGUGUGCCGCCAAAUGUAAUAGUGAAAUAUCCUUCACAUGCAGGUCUUUCAUGUACAAUGAGAAGGACCAAGAGUGCUUGACAGCAGCAGCAAACUCUAAAUCAGACUUGGUCAUGCGCAGAGGCAACACAGCCUUGUAUGAAAAAACAGAAUACCUCUUGGAGUGUGUGAAUGGAAUAGGAACAGAUUACAGAGGAACAAAGACCAAAACAAAAUCAGGAAAGAUAUGUCAGAGAUGGGAAGCAAGAUACCCACACAAGCCAAACGUCACACCGCAGACCAACCCCUUUGCAGACCUGGAGUCUAACUUCUGCAGAAACCCGGACGCAGACAGUGGGGGACCCUGGUGUUACACCACCGACCCUGACACCCGCUGGGAGCACUGUGGUGUACCCAGCUGCACUGAGGAGUGUAUACACUGCAGUGGUGAGAGCUACAGAGGAAAAAUCUCCACCACUCAAAACGGCCUCACCUGCCAACGCUGGGACUCCCAGGAACCUCAGAACCAUGGCUUCAUUCCCAGCGCUCUUCCAGAUAAGUAUCUUGAAGAGAACUACUGUAGAAACCCUGACGGAGAGUCCCGACCUUGGUGCUUCACCACCAGCACAUCCAAACGGUGGGACUUCUGCUCCAUUCCCCGCUGCACGUCCGAGCCUCCCACCAUCGUCCCAGAGCUGACCUGUACCACCGGUGAAGGCGAGGCGUACCGAGGCACAAUUGCUGUGACAGAGUCUGGCAAAACGUGCCAGAGCUGGUCAGCUCAGACUCCACACAAACACAACCGCAGCCCAGACAACUACCCCUGCAAAGGCCUUGAUAGCAACUACUGUCGAAACCCUGACAAUGAGAGGAUGCCCUGGUGUUACACCACUGACCCCGAGACUCGCUGGGAGUACUGCAAGGUGCCGAGCUGUGGGGAUGCACCCAGACCUGGUGACCCAGUGAUCCCGCCAGAGGAGGAAAACUGCUAUGAGGGCGAUGGCUCAAGCUAUCGUGGCAUAACAUCAGAGACCAUCAGUGGAAAGAAAUGUCAAGCCUGGAGCUCCAUGACUCCUCACACCCAUUCAAAAACACCACAGAAAUUCCCCAAUGC
Messenger RNA from Monopterus albus (swamp eel), 1760 nucleotides. It is a transcript of the gene plg, whose product is annotated as plasminogen. The record is from RefSeq and is a predicted model, not a curated record. The transcript has 11 exons. Lineage: Eukaryota; Metazoa; Chordata; Actinopteri; Synbranchiformes; Synbranchidae. The annotation marks the transcript as partial.